Molecule: messenger RNA, 1927 nt
Organism: Lacerta agilis (Sand lizard)
Lineage: Eukaryota; Metazoa; Chordata; Lepidosauria; Squamata; Lacertidae
Gene: ZNF395
Product: zinc finger protein 395
Exons: 10
Coding region: 128-1714 (528 amino acids)
Biological process (GO): regulation of transcription by RNA polymerase II
Cellular component (GO): nucleus
Molecular function (GO): DNA-binding transcription factor activity; RNA polymerase II cis-regulatory region sequence-specific DNA binding
Source: RefSeq, a predicted model, not a curated record
GGGCGGAGGGAGCGGGCGAGCGAGCCGUGGCGGAGCUGGAAGGGGAAUUUCAAAACAAGCUGCGCGAGGGAAGGAAGGAGCCGAGCUGGCAGGCGAGGCGGAGCGCGCGCGGAGCUGUGGGUCCGAGAUGGCGAGUGUUCUCUCCAGGAGGUUGGGGAAGCGGUCCCUGCUGGGCGCCCGAAUUUCCGCUCCCCCCUUGCUGGCGGACGGGGUGCUGAUGAUGGCCCCGCUGGAGCACGUCAAAGAGUCUCCUCGGCUGGCUUCGUGUGAGGACAGCCGCUUCAAGGAGACUGUCGGAGACUCUGGCGGUCAGAGCCAGAACUGGCCACUCUUGCACCCAGGCCAAAAGGUCUACGUCUUCUACAAAGGGCAAGAAGCCCCCGGCUUGGUGGAGCACCACGACCUCCUCAGCAACGAAGUGAAGGUGCUGCUCCUGGAACAGGGCUUCUACGUCUGCCGGAAAGCUGAGGAAGUCAGGCUGGCUAACAUCCAGGCCUUGCCUCUCCCAGCCCUGGAGAUGGACCUCGGGGCUCCCGCCACGACGGGCUACGACGCCGUCCCGGUGGCCAUGGACCACGGGCCGGCCACGGAGGUGGCUGCCGCAGCAGCGCCUGGACCCAGGUCGGUCUCCAGGAGCAUCGACGUGCCAAAAAGGAAAUCGGAUGCUGCUGCUGUGGAGAUGGACGAGAUGAUGGCAGCCAUGGUCUUGACCAGCUUAUCCUGCAGCCCUGUGGUCCAGAGCCCCCCGAAUGGUGAUGCUGGCAUCCCAGCAUCCCAAGCGGCGGGCGAUGUGUGGAAGGAAAGCGGAGACAUGUCAGACGGUGGCAGCAGCAGCACCAGUGGGCACUGGAGCUGUAUGUCCACCCCGUCUCCGCCCCAUUCCGAGGCCAGCCCCAAGUACUCGAGCGAAGCCUUCAGUUCCCCCCGGCCGGACGAUGGCUUCGAGACGGACUUGGACCCCUUCAUCUUUGAUGAGCCUGCUCCCCGGAAGAGAAAGAACUCUGUGAAGGUGAUGUACACCUGCCUGUGGCCCAGCUGCGGAAAAGUCCUUCGCUCCAUCGUGGGGAUCAAGAGGCACGUGAAGACCCAGCACUUGGGAGACGGCGCCAAUUCUGACCAGCGGAAGAGGGAAGAGGAUUUCUACUACACGGAAAUGCAAGUGAAGGACGAGGCGCCCCCAGAACCCGCGGCGGCCGUCUCCAGCCCCACCUCCACCUCUGUGGGUGCCUCUUCUCCCAUCGCCAUCCAGCAGACUCCAUCGCAGCCAGAGGCUCUCAUCCUGGACCAAGCAGUCCCCCUGGAGCGUCACUUGCCCAGCAGCGCCCUCAGCCAGUCGGCUCCUAGCUCCUUCUGGCACAUCCAAGCCGACCAUGCGUAUCAGGCUCUGCCGUCCAUCCAGAUUCCCGUAUCCCCGCACAUAUUCACAAGUAUCAGCUGGGCUGCCGCGACAUCUACCAUCCCCACCCUCUCGCCGGUGCGAAGCCGGUCCCUGAGUUUCAGCGAGCAGCAGCCUCUGCCGCCACUUCCUCCUCCUCCGCCGCCACCUGUCUUGAAAUCCCACCUGAUUGUCACGUCUCCUCUGCGGGCUCCCAGCAGCUCGAGGAAAGUCCGCGGCGAAGCCAAGAAGUGCCGGAAGGUCUAUGGCAUUGAGCACCGCGACCAGUGGUGUACCUCUUGCCGGUGGAAAAAGGCCUGCCAGCGAUUCCUGGACUGAGCGCGUGCAAGUUUCCCAGCGGAAAGGUGGAGGGAGCGGUUCUCUCUCUCGCUGCCAGCCAAGCGCCAAGGGGCCAGACCUCUGUGUGUCUUUGCAGCGUCCGUGCCCUUUGCGAGCCACUCUCCCCGUGCUUCAGCGGAGAUCUCGAGAGCCCACCUGUCCAACCUGGGCUCCGUAUAUUCUACGUCCGACAGGUGUUUUUUCUUUCUUUCU